AUGGCUCGGAAAAUCCUAUGCGUGGCCGAGAAGCCUGCCAUUGCGCGUGCAGUGGCCACUCACUUGUCGGGAGGUGCUUUUCAAACGCACUCGAUUCGUGGGAAUCAAUAUGUGAAGAACUAUGAAUUCGAGUUUAAUUUUGGUGGUGCUUGGGGCACUUGCUCGGUCACCAUGACCAGCGUAGUGGGCCAUCUCACGGGCUUGGACUUUGACCGCCAAUACAAAGGAUGGAUGUCUUGUCCCCCAGGGUCACUCUUCGAGGCCCCUGUGCAAGAGACAGUUGACAAGGAUAAACUACCAAUUGCUGAGAACAUUCGGAGCCAAGCCAAGUACUCCAAAGCCCUGUUCAUCUGGACCGAUUGUGAUCGUGAAGGUGAGCAUAUUGGUUCCGAGGUCCGCAAUCAAGCAAAAGCAGGAAAUUCUCGCAUCGAGGUCAAGCGCGCCAAGUUCAGUAACACGGAAAGAGCACAUGUUCGUCAGGCUGCUCUAGAGCCAGUCGAUCUUGACGAGUAUCAGGCCAAUGCAGUAGCAGCUAGAAUCGAGUUAGAUCUUCGGAUUGGUGCGGCAUUUACUCGCCUUCAGACCUUACAGCUGCAAACAGUGGUUGCAGCAUUGAAGGACAAGGUCAUCAGCUAUGGAUCUUGUCAAUUUCCUACUUUGGGAUUUGUUGUCGACCGAUACUUGAGAGUUCAAAAUUUCAAACCAGAAACAUUUUGGGGCAUCAAAGUCAUACUCAGCCGUGAAGGCAAGAAAGUCAAUUUUCUUUGGAGGCGGGUACAUCUAUUUGACCGAGCGGUUGUGACUAUGAUGUUAGAGCGAUGUUUGGCCGCAAAACAAGCCAAAGUCACGAAAGUGAACCAGAAGCCUACAAGCAAAUGGCGACCGUUGCCGUUGACCACGGUAGACCUACAGAUGAUGGGCAGUCGAUUCUUGCGUUUGGACAGCCAGACUAUCAUGAAGGUAGCAGAAGCACUUUAUACCAAGGGAUAUAUCAGUUAUCCCAGAACCGAGACUGAUCAAUUCGACAAAGCAAUUGACCUGAAAAAAUUGGUCGAGAAACAAUAUCCCGACAGCGCAUGGGGUCAAUAUGCCCGAGAGCUCAUUGAUGGGAAAUUCAGGACACCUCGUUCUGGCCGUCACAAUGAUAAAGCCCAUCCGCCCAUCCAUCCAGUCAGCUGGGUAUCACCCAAUCAAUUAAAUGUCAACGAGAAGAAAGUCUACGAAUUUGUAGUCCGCCGAUUCCUCGCCUGCUGCUCUGAUGACGCAAAGGGCCAGAGUACAGAGAUCGAAAUCGAAUAUGGCGACGAAUCCUUCCAUGCUAAUGGUCUUGUGGUGUUGGAGAGGAAUUAUUUGGAUGUAUACGUCUACGACAAAUGGGAGAGUAGCCAGCAACUUCCCAGCUUUGAACUAGGCGAGCUCUUCGAGCCCACAGAAGCCAACAUCUUUGAAGGCAAAACAACCGCUCCGAACUAUUUGACCGAGCCUGAGCUCAUUGGUCUGAUGGAUGCCAAUGGGAUUGGCACGGAUGCUACGAUGGCAGAGCAUAUUGCCAAGAUCAAAGAGCGUGAAUACGUUGCUAUAAACCAACGAGGAAGCGGUCGCAGCUCAGUACAGGAAUUUAUCCCUACCCGCUUGGGCGUUGCCCUGGUGGAGGGAUAUGACAACGUUGUUACCGGUCUCCCUAAUAGCGUGUCCCUCAGCAAGCCGUUCCUUCGCAAAGAAAUGGAGUUGCGAAUGCUUGAGAUCUGCUCGGGCACUAAAACCCGACAGGAGGUUGUCCAGCAGAGUCUGGACAUGUACCGAGAGGUCUUCAUUCACACUCAAAGACGUAUUAAUAUGCUGAAGACUGCCUGUCGCAAAUAUCUUGUUGAAGGAACCAUGCCAUGA
Penicillium paradoxum is the source of this 1887-nucleotide messenger RNA. RefSeq names its product DNA topoisomerase 3. Gene Ontology annotation, biological process: DNA topological change. Gene Ontology annotation, cellular component: nucleus. Lineage: Eukaryota; Fungi; Ascomycota; Eurotiomycetes; Eurotiales; Aspergillaceae. The record is from RefSeq and is a predicted model, not a curated record. Gene Ontology annotation, molecular function: DNA binding; DNA topoisomerase type I (single strand cut, ATP-independent) activity. The coding region runs from base 1 to 1887 and encodes 628 amino acids. The transcript is spliced from 7 exons.